This is a messenger RNA of Lycium ferocissimum, 2543 nucleotides long. RefSeq names its product probable glutamate carboxypeptidase LAMP1. The coding region runs from base 225 to 2309 and encodes 694 amino acids. Gene Ontology annotation, molecular function: carboxypeptidase activity. The transcript is spliced from 13 exons. The record is from RefSeq and is a predicted model, not a curated record. Lineage: Eukaryota; Viridiplantae; Streptophyta; Magnoliopsida; Solanales; Solanaceae.
CACUCAAAUAAUUGGUGAUUUACCUAUCAAGUAAUCAAUCCAAAAAUCAUUUCUAUUCAUUUUGAGAUCAUUUUCAUGCCUAAAAAAGUCCUCCAAAUAUACAAUUUAAUAUUGAAGUCCACACUAAUGACAUAAAGGAAUCAACUGUCUUGAUCACUUCACCUUAACACUAUCUCAUCAAGAUUCAAGAAUCAGUUUACCAACUUCCAAGAAACUAAAAUCAAAUGUACAAGUUUGCAAUUUACAGUUUCAUAGCACUAGCCACUUUAACCUUUCUUUUCUUCACAUCCCCACCAAAAUCUUACUAUCACUCUUUGUUCAUAUCUGAUACUUUUUCUGAUAAUUCAUCUAUAGCAAAUCAUCUUUACACCUUAACUAAGAGACCCCAUGUUGCUGGUUCUCAAGCUAAUGCUGAAGCAGCUACUUAUCUUUUAUCAAUUUUCACUUCUUGUAACAUACCAUCACAUGUAACAUCUUAUGAUGUUGCCUUAACUUAUCCUGUCUCAAGGUCUUUAAUUCUAACACCUUCAACUUCAGAAAAACCAAUUAAGUUUGGUCUUUCUCAAGAAAUUUAUGAUGAUGAUCCAUAUGCAGAUGUGGCAAAUGAAGUAUUACCUACCUUCCAUGCUUAUGCAAGAUCAGGUACUGCGACUGGUCCAGUGGUAUAUGCAAAUUAUGGGCGCGUAGAGGACUAUGCAACAUUGAGAGAAAUGGGAGUUAAUGUAUCAAAUACUGUUGUAUUGGCAAGAUAUGGGGAGAUAUUCAGGGGAGACAUUGUACAUAAUGCUUAUGCUGCUGGUGCAAUAGGUGUUUUAACUUUUACAGAUAAAAAGGACUAUGGCGGCGGAAAAUGGUUUCCGGACGAUAAGUGGAUGCCACCGAGUGGAGUUCAAGUUGGAUUAGUGUAUGAUGGAACUGGUGAUCCUACAACACCAGGGUGGCCUAGUACUGGAGAAUGUGAAAGAUUGUCAAAUGAGGAAGUAGAUAAUGAAGGGAAUGUACCAUUGAUACCUUCAUUGCCAAUUUCUUGGGCUGAUGGAGAUGCAAUUAUAAGGACUAUAGGUGGAAAAAUAGCCAAUGUGGAUUGGCAAGGAGGAAAAGAUAGCCACAUUUAUAGAGUUGGGCCAGGACCUGCAAUAGCAAAUCUCAGUUAUGAAGGACAACAAGUCAUAAGCACAAUCCAAAAUGUUAUUGGAGUUAUAGAAGGGAAAGAAGAACCUGAUCGGUUUGUUAUACUAGGUAAUCAUCGCGAUGCGUGGACAUUUGGAGCUGUUGAUCCGAAUAGUGGCACAGCGGCCCUACUUGAGAUUGCUCAAAGGCUCGAAAAGUUGCAAAAAAUAGGGUGGAGACCGCGAAGAACAAUUGUCUUAUGCAACUGGGACGCUGAGGAGUAUGGCUUGAUAGGUUCAACUGAGUGGGUUGAAGAAAAUAGGGAAAUGCUAGCUGCAAGGGCUGUCGCCUACUUGAACGUUGAUUGUGCAGUUCAAGGGGGGCCUUUUCGAGCCUCUGCAACUCCUCAACUUGAUGAAAUAAUCAUGCAAGCUGCUCAGCAGGUCCAAGAUCCUGAUAACUCCUCACAAACUAUCUACCAAUCCUGGCUCGCCUCUGGAAACAAUACAACAAUAAAGCUCGGGAGAUUAGGAGGAGCUGGAUCAGAUUACGCGGCAUUUGUUCAACACAUUGGCACUCCAGCGCUAGACCUGUCUUUUGGGCAAGGUUUCCCAGUCUACCACUCGAUGUAUGAUGAUUUUGUCUGGAUGAAGAAAUUUGGAGACCCGAUGUUUCAUAGGCAUGUAGCAGUGGCAAGCAUUUGGGGUUUAGUAGCUCUUCGGCUUGCAGAUGACGAAGUUUUACCUUUUAAUUACCAAUCCUACGCGUCUGAGCUCCAGAAAAGUGCAGAAUACUUGGAAGCCGAAAUUACGGAGAAGGGAAUUUCAAUUGUUCCCUUGUAUGCUUCUAUUGAAAAACUGAAAAAAGCAGCCACAAGUAUUAAGGAUGACAUAAAGGCACUCAAAGCAAAAAGAAGUCGGGCAUCGGUAAGAGAGUUGAACGACAGACUAAUAAUGACAGAACGAGCUUUCACAGAAAGAGACGGGCUUUCCUCAAGGACAUGGUACAAACAUUUGAUUUACGCACCAGCAAGGCACAAUGAUUAUGGAUCUAACUCGUUCCCUGGCGUAUCUGAUGCUAUCGAGAGAGCCCAGAGCCUGAAUUCUGCUGACUCGUGGCGUUCUGUGCAACAUGAAGUUUGGCGGGUUGCUCGAGCCAUCACACAAGCAUCACUAGUCCUCAGUGGUCGACUAACAUGAAUCUUUGUAGUAUCAUUUACAAUGUUGUUAUGUUAAAAAGAAUGAAGCAAGUAGUUGUAUAUAUGGUUCCACAGGCUUGGUUCUAACAAAGUUGUGAAAUUUUGCUAAAGAUCAAACAUGAUAAAUCUUUUCUAUGGUAGAUGUUUUCAGUGUGAAAAUGCUUACCCUGAGAAAGUAUUUUCUAGUGCUUCAUCUGUUAUAAAACUAGGUGACUGGUGGUACUAGUUUCUUAUU